This is a messenger RNA of Physeter macrocephalus (sperm whale), 3007 nucleotides long. RefSeq names its product endothelin converting enzyme like 1 (gene ECEL1). Gene Ontology annotation, molecular function: metalloendopeptidase activity. The coding region runs from base 179 to 2488 and encodes 769 amino acids. The record is from RefSeq and is a predicted model, not a curated record. Gene Ontology annotation, biological process: protein processing. Lineage: Eukaryota; Metazoa; Chordata; Mammalia; Artiodactyla; Physeteridae. The transcript is spliced from 18 exons. Gene Ontology annotation, cellular component: plasma membrane.
GCUCGGCCCCGGCCCCGGCCCCGGCUCGGGCUCGAUCCGCUCUGUUCCCGCUCCGCCCGGGCGCGCACCUGCCGGCUGCGGCCCGGGGGGACCAUGCGCCGGCCCACUGGGAGCCUGGCGGCCGGGAGCAUCCUGUAGCGGAGACCGCCAAGGGCUGCGCGGCGGUGCUCGCGGCGCCAUGGAGGCCCCGUAUUCGAUGACAGCACACUACGACGAGUUCCAGGAGGUCAAGUACGUGAGCCGGUGCGGUGGGGGAGGCGCGCGGGGAACGUCGCUGCCCCCCGGCUUCCCGCUGAGUGCGGGGCGCAGCGCCCCCGGGGGCCGGGCCGGGCUGCCGCGCUGGAACCGGCGCGAGGUGUGCCUGCUGUCGGGGCUGGUGUUCGCCGCGGGCCUCUGUGCCAUCCUGGCCGCCAUGCUGGCUCUCAAGUACCUGGGCCCGGGAGCGGCGGGAGGCGCCACCUGCUCCGAGGGCUGCCCGGAGCGAAAGGCCUUCGCGCGCGCCGCCCGCUUCUUGGCCUCCAACCUGGACGCCAGCAUAGACCCGUGCCAGGACUUCUACUCCUUCGCGUGCGGCGGCUGGCUGCGGCGCCACGCCAUCCCGGACGACAAGCUCACCUACGGCACCAUCGCGGCCAUCGGCGAGCAGAACGAGGAGCGCCUGCGGCGCUUGCUGGCGCGGCCCGGGGGUGGGCCCGGCGGCGCAGCCCCGCGCAAGGUGCGCGCUUUCUUCCGCUCCUGCCUGGACAUGCGUGAAAUCGAACGGCUCGGCCCGCGGCCCAUGCUCGAGGUCAUCGAGGACUGCGGGGGCUGGGACCUGGGGGGCGCGGCGGCGCCCUGGGACCUCAACCGGCUGCUGUACAAGGCUCAGGGCGUGUACAGCGCCGCCGCGCUCUUCUCGCUCACCGUCAGUCUGGACGACAGGAACUCCUCGCGCUACGUCAUCCGCAUUGACCAGGAUGGGCUCACCCUGCCCGAGAGGACCCUGUACUUAGCUCAGGAUGAGGAGAGCGAGAAGAUCCUGGCAGCAUACCGCGUGUUCAUGGAGCGCCUGCUCAGCCUCUUGGGCGCUGAGGCUGUGGAAAAGAAGGCCCAGGAGAUCCUGCAGCUAGAGCAGCAGCUGGCCAACAUCACAGGGUCAGAGUAUGAUGACCUCCGGCGAGAUGCUAGCUCCAUAUACAACAAGGUGACACUGGGGCAGCUGCAGAAGAUCACCCCCCAUCUGCGGUGGAAGUGGCUACUGGACCAGAUCUUCCAGGAGGACUUCUCAGAGGAUGAGGAGCUGGUGCUUCUGGCUACAGACUAUAUGCAUCAGGUGUCCCAGCUCAUCCGCUCCACACCCCGCAGGAUCCUACACAACUACCUGGUGUGGCGCGUGGUGGUGGUCCUGAGUGAGCACCUGUCCCCACCGUUCCGAGAGGCCCUGCACGAGCUGGCACGGGAGAUGGAGGGCAGCGACAAGCCACAGGAGCUGGCCCGUGUCUGCCUGGGCCAGGCCAACCGUCACUUUGGCAUGGCGCUCGGUGCCCUCUUUGUACAUGAGCACUUCUCAGCUGCCAGCAAGGCCAAGGUACAGCAGCUGGUAGAAGACAUCAAGUACAUCUUGGGCCAGCGCCUGGAGGAGCUGGACUGGAUGGAUGCUGAGACCAAGGCGGCCGCUCGGGCCAAGCUCCAGUACAUGAUGGUGAUGGUGGGCUACCCGGACUUCCUGCUCAAACCCGAGGCUGUAGACAAGGAGUAUGAGUUUGAGGUCCAUGAGAAGACCUACUUCAAGAACAUCUUGAACAGCAUCCGUUUCAGCAUCCAGCUCUCAGUCAAGAAGAUCCGGCAGGAGGUGGACAAGUCCACGUGGCUCCUCCCCCCACAGGCGCUCAAUGCCUACUAUCUACCCAACAAGAACCAGAUGGUGUUCCCCGCUGGGAUCCUGCAGCCUACACUGUACGACCCUGACUUUCCGCAGUCUCUGAACUACGGGGGCAUCGGUACCAUCAUCGGGCACGAGCUGACCCAUGGCUACGAUGACUGGGGGGGCCAGUAUGACCGCUCGGGCAACCUGCUGCACUGGUGGACAGAGGACUCCCACAGCCGCUUCCUGCGCAAGGCCGAGUGCAUCGUCCACCUCUACGACAACUUCACCGUCUACAACCAGCGGGUGAACGGGAAGCACACACUCGGAGAGAACAUUGCGGACAUGGGCGGCCUCAAGCUUGCCUACUAUGCCUAUCAGAAGUGGGUGCGCGAGCACGGCCCGGAGCACCCGCUGCGCCGGCUCAAGUACACGCACAGUCAGCUCUUCUUCAUCGCCUUUGCCCAGAACUGGUGCGUCAAGCGGAGGUCGCAGUCCAUCCACCUGCAGGUGCUGGCCGACAGGCACGCGCCUGAGCACUACAGGGUGCUGGGCAGCGUGUCCCAGUUCGAGGAGUUCGGCCGGGCCUUCCACUGCCCCAAGGACUCGCCCAUGAACCCUGCCCACAAGUGCUCUGUGUGGUGAGCCUGGCUGCCCGCCCGCACGCCCCUACCUCCCUGCACGAUCUGCCUCUCGCUGGCGGCCGGGGCACGCGUGGACCCGGCUCUGGUCCACUCUGGGCGCCGUCCGCCUCCCCAGCCCCUCCAGGACCCAGCGCCCAAUCACUGUCCCUCGCUUCCGGAGGGACCCAGAACAGGGAUGCAGUUGGGCUCCAGGAGGGCCUGGAGGAGAGACGCUAAGGUCCCCAGACUAGGCUCUUGGGGAGCCAGCCCCCCGCCCAGCUGGAUUGUACAGGCCCCGCCUUCGCUGUGUUCUCGCUGCUAAGUCAGGUCAAUAAAGCUGCUCUACUGUUGCCUCCGCCUCCUCGGGGGCCCCCAGAGCAGGUGGGACUGGAUGAACGCGCGGGGGAGGCUCAGGCCCUUAGCAGAAUGAGACCCUAGAGAAGACCUUUUUGUCCCCUCCUGGCGGCCUCGGCCGGGCGGCCUCUGUCUCACCCCCCCAGCUCCCGUCCUUCCCACCAAGCACCCACUCCGCCCUCCACCA